Molecule: messenger RNA, 501 nt
Organism: Suillus bovinus
Lineage: Eukaryota; Fungi; Basidiomycota; Agaricomycetes; Boletales; Suillaceae
Exons: 3
Coding region: 112-405 (97 amino acids)
Source: RefSeq, a predicted model, not a curated record
AUUCAGUAGCAACGUUAAACUUUGCCUCUGCUCUGUGGUUUCUGGAAGGGGCGAGCAUGAUACUAUGCCUAGGCGAUUACACGAUUGAAGAUAAAGGUACCAUAGGAUGAAAUGGCUGUACUAUUAUACACUGGUGCGGUGUCGCUGGUGAUGAUGAUGAUCCUUGACAAAGUACGCAGCCAACCGCAAAUAUUCUCUCAGCCUGGGGCAACGGCCAGCCUGGCCUUGAAUCAAUACACAGCAAUAAUAUGUGAUACAGCCUAUCUGCCGCAUGAUGCCACAUCAUCAGAUGAAUACUUGCCCGGGGGAUCAACGAGGCUGCACGACUCGACACCCCAAGGUACGGAAACCCGCGCUACGAUAACGCUUGCAGGGCCACUCAGCUACAGGAAUUUACGACGGUAGCAAAGACGCCCAUCGUCUUAAAUUUACGCUAUUUUGAUUACGCCAUGGACUUAUGUGAGUUUGGAAACCCUUUGUACACGAGUCAGUAACGAAUUC